UUAAAAUUAGGUCGUCGUUUGUUAUUCUGAAAUAAUAUAUAAACUUUUUUCUUUAGAUUUCUUAAUAUUUGAUAUGAAUAAUUCAUAUUUUAUUUAAAAACAUAGAUAUAGGCAAGUGGAAGGGGAAGUUGAUAUUUUGAUUAUUGUGGUUCCGGCGAAGUACAGCAACGAAACCGACCACGGGGGUCGCACGCGGAGUACCGAUACGCGUGUACAGUGCGUUCGGAUACUACAAAUAACUAUUUUUUUAAACCUUACCCGAUUGCAUUUGCGAUUGAAUCGGAAUCCUACGAAUAGUAUCGCGUGCUUUGUGUCAUACGUUGGAUAACACUACUUGGGUGUGCCGAAACAUUGAUAAAUAUGGCGAACAGUAUAGCACCAGAUUCAUGGGAACAGCAGGCGGAUAACGGAGACAUCGCGCCCGCUCAGGAUAAGUCCAUCGAAAGCAAAUUUUCAACUUUGAAUGUGAAUGCUGCGGAAUUCGUGCCUUCCUUCUGCAUAAAUUCUUCAACGCAGAAUAGUUCCACGGCCGACAGUCCUUGUGCUGUCACUGCUGUGUUGAAUACUGUAACCACUUCUAUUCCUUCUGAAAUACAUCAUGGAAAUUCUACUCCUACGAUUCUACCUGAUCCAAUUGGCAGUAGAGUGGAGGAACCACCUGCUGGAGGAGGGGCUCCACCUCCAAAUGUUACGGAUCCAAUAAAUACAAGUCCUGAACAUCAACCUGCAGAUUCUUGGGAAGAAGCAGCUGUAGAUGGUGAUCCUUUGUUAACUCCUGAAAAUGAAGAGGCUGACAAUGAGGAGGAUGAAGAAAUGGUUGUUAAAGUACCUAAAAAAAAACCAAUUAAGGUUGCAGAAGAUACUAAAAGCAAAAAAGAACAUGUCAAUGUUGUUUUUAUAGGUCACGUAGAUGCAGGGAAAUCAACAAUUGGUGGCCAGAUUAUGGCACUUACGGGAAUGGUGGAUAAGCGUACGUUAGAGAAGUAUGAAAGAGAAGCAAAGGAACGAAGCAGAGAAACAUGGUACUUAAGUUGGGCCUUGGAUACGAACCAAGAAGAAAGAGAAAAAGGAAAAACGGUAGAAGUGGGUAGAGCAUAUUUUGAAACAGAAAGGAAGCAUUUUACGAUAUUAGAUGCUCCUGGACAUAAAAGCUUUGUACCCAAUAUGAUUGGCGGAGCAGCGCAAGCUGACCUCGCGGUUUUAGUUAUAUCCGCGAGGAAAGGUGAAUUCGAAACAGGCUUUGAUAGAGGUGGCCAAACGCGGGAACAUGCUAUGUUGGCUAAAACUGCAGGAGUUAAACAUUUGGUAGUGUUAGUAAAUAAAAUGGAUGACCCAACGGUAGAAUGGGAUGAAGGAAGAUAUAAUGAAUGCAGAGACAAGAUACUGCCAUAUCUUCGUAAAUUAGGGUUUAAUCCUGCAAAGGAUCUUACAUUUAUGCCAGUAUCUGGUCAACUUGGCAUUGGUCUCAAAGAUCCUAUACCUGAACAUCUAUGUAAUUGGUAUAGCGGACCUCCAUUCAUACCUUUUAUUGAUUCCUUACCUUCCCUUAAUCGUAAAAGCAAUGGACCGUUUAUUAUGCCAAUUGUUGAUAAAUAUAAAGAUAUGGGUACGGUUGUUAUGGGAAAGGUUGAAGCUGGAGAAGCCAAGAAGGGUCAGUCAUUAUUAGUUAUGCCGAAUAGGACGGCAGUAACGGUUGAUCAAUUAUGGUCCGAUGAUGAAGAAGUAACGUCGGUUGGACCCGGAGAAAAUGUUAAAAUUAAACUGAAAGGUAUUGAAGAAGAAGAUGUAAGCCCUGGAUUUGUUUUAUGCGACAGCAACAAUCCCAUUAAAACUGGAAAAGUUUUUGAUGCUCAGGUUGUUAUUUUGGAGCAUAAGAGCAUUAUUUGUGCUGGAUAUAGUGCAGUAAUGCACAUUCAUUGCGCUGCAGAAGAAGUGACGGUGAAGGCAUUGAUCUGCUUGGUAGAUAAGAAGACUGGCGAUAAAAGUAAAACGAGACCAAGGUUCGUUAAGCAAGACCAAGUGGCAAUUAUGAGAAUCGAAUGUGCAGGAGUUAUUUGUCUCGAAAGAUUCAAAUUAUUUCCGCAAAUGGGACGGUUUACUCUUAGAGAUGAAAAUAAAACAAUUGCCAUCGGUAAGGUGCUGAAAGUUGUGGAAUAAAAUGUUCAUCCGCAAUCAAGAAGUAAGGAUGCAAGCCAAACGAUAUGAUACAAGGAAACCAAACCGGCAUAAUGGACUAUUCCCGAAUGUUAGCUAAUGUAACAUACACUCAUUUAUGCAAAAGGUUCUGCAUAUGACGGUACACGCGCGUACAUAUGAACAGAGAUGAUGGCUGGGGAAGUAUGACCUAAAUUGGAAAAUAGAUUCCAUCGCAAAAGAAAAAUAAGGAAACAAAUACGACUCGAGAGCGUGUGUUCCUUUUAUUAGAUAAGAAAGUUGGUGGCACUGGAGGGUUAUUCCUUGCAUCGCGGUAUAAGUAAUAUACAAUACUAACAGACUCUCCUCUUGACAAUGUAAAACACGAUAUUUUUAUUCGUCUGAGGUGCAAAACAUAAUUGAGAGCGAACGAGAGAAUCAAUAUCGAUGGCAGAGUAAGAAUAAGAAAUAUGAUUAAUAUUAUAAUAAUUAUUAAAUAAUUAUUAAAUUGGUGGUAAGAGGUGAAAAAGAAAUUUAUCAAAUAAAUCAACAAACUAGUGUUACACAACAAUUUAUAAUUAUGAAAUUAAUAAUAUUAUUAUUAUUAUUAUUAUUAUUAUUAUUAUUAUUAUUAUUAUUAUUACGAUUAUUAUUAUACUGUUUCUUAUUUUAUUGUCAUUAAAAACAAAUUUGCAACACAAAUCUGCUCUGGUAAUUUUGAUAGGUCUCUCACAUACAUGUUAAUUUUGUUUGGGAGUGGGAAAUAUGUGAUAUUCCUCAAAGUUAAUAUUUUUCGUGGGAUGCAGAGUGAAAGAUAUCAGAUUGUCGGUAUAAUAUGAUUAAAACUUACAGGUUUUGAAUUAUUAGCAAAAAAUUGUAAUUUGUUAUACAUAUAGUUAUGUAGUUACGAGCCUACCGCAAAUUUUAUAGUUUAUCUAUAUUCUUGUAAGUACUGAGAAUUUUUAACUAUAGAUAUUGCAAAAAUAUCCUUAUCGCAUUCUUACUAUAUUAUUUAUAAAGAAAGUAAUAAGAAUAUAACUGCUACAUCUUAAAAAUGCUCAGAUCAUGCUUUGAAGACCUUCAAAUAGAAAGACACAGAAGUUGUGUGAUUAUGUACAUGUAAUUGUAUGCAAUUUUUGCUAUUAUUUGCAAAUAUUAUUAUAUAAUUUUAUUGUUACCAUUGUAAACAUAUCAGUUUCCAUUUUUAAAUUAUUAGUUAUGAUAAAAUUGUAACACGUUGAGUUUUACUAUAACAAAUGUCUUACAUUUUAGUCUUGCUUGCAAUUAUAGUGAAUAAUGUGAAUUUAGUUAUAUAUAAAUCUAAAUGUGACAAUUGUAAGUUUAAGUUAGUUUUUUAAAUUACAAUUAUAAAUUAGAUCAUGAAACAAUCAAGAAAAUAAUAGAUUUUAUAAGAAUCAUACGAUGUUACUUAUUUCAUGAUAUACAGUCCGUUUGAUGUUUGAGUAAUUCAAAAUGAUUUGCCUAAUAAUAUAUAUUAUUAACAAUGUUUAAGCAUAUAUAUAAUGUUUAAAGUUACUAAAUCAAAAUAUAACCAAUAAUUUAACUGAAUUUUUUUUGUGAAAUAACUAUGAUAUGAGUGAUGAAAUUGCAGAUAUUUAUAAUUACAUAUUGGCAGCCUUUACUAUAAAUAAUUAAUUCUAUAUAAAAUGGAAAAUUAUAGAUGAAAAAUACGUUUAAUUCAUCUUAAUUUAUGAUAUAUACUUUUAUGAUCUUAUCUGUCUGCUGUGUGUAUAUAUGUUCCUAAAAUAAAAAAUUCAAAUAUUUUAUUUUGCCAAGCUAUAUUAAAGAUUCUACAUUCGUUUAUUAAUAAAAUAUCAAUACUUACAAGAACAGAAUAGAUCAUGAAAAACUAGAAUUGCUAAGUAAUUUGUUACUAUUUUUUGCUAAUAAAACAAAACCGAUGUAUCCGCUGCACUCUUCUUGUUUUCAAAUUUUUAACCUAAUUUUCCAUAAAAAAACUUUUGUGUCUACAUAGAUGUACAAGGUCAUACAUAAAUAUUGAUUUUUAUAAAUUUUCUAUUCAUUAAUAUUGCUUUAAGCACUUACUUCGUGUCAAUACCAUAAUACAUAUGAAAUUUGAAACAUUAUAGAUUAUAUUUGUCUAUUUGUCUUUAAUUUUAUAAUUAUGAUUAGAUAAGAAAAGGAUAAAAAAAUACAAAUGAUGUCACACUAGAUAAUGUAAUAUUUAAAUAACAAUGAGUUGUUAUUUUUCCAUUAUUUUAUUCUAUCUACACGCGAUGAAGUUAUUUUGACAUAAAGAAAUUGUUAAUUUAAUUUCCAUACAAAGAUGAUCAAAUUCCACAUUAUAUGAGAUUAUUGUAUUGCAUAUAGUUCUACUAUCUUUCUUAUAAAAAGUAUAUAUUUCAAAUGAUACACAAGUUAUAGAAUUUUCCAAGUAAUACGUCUCAUUUUUAUAAAAAGCAAUGUCAAAGCGUCAUUAACUUACAUUAAGAAAUUUGAUUUUAAUGUACCUUGCAACAUCAACGACAGAUUAAACAACGCAUGAAGUUGGAAGAUAAUAUCAUGAUCCUGUCUACAAAGCAAUUGGUGAGUCCUAAGGAGGAGCUACCUCCAUGAGCUAUAUGCUUCUAGAGAUAAUAAAUAGAUAUAUUAAUGUUUUUACGAUAGAGAUAACUAUGCGGAAUUGUAAGAAAAUUAUGAAAACAACAUUUUUAUGCUAUGUUACAUGAAAUUAAUUCCUGCCAAUGAAAAUUCAUAUCAUAAAGAGAAGUUACUGGAUAUAUUUAUAUGUAGUUAAAACAUUUUAUUCAUUAAAUUAUUUUGUAUGAUAAAAAAAAUACAAUCACAUCAUGCUCUCAUGUAUACGAUAAAGAAUUAUACAAUCUUUGUUAUUUAUUUUUCGAUCAUUAAUAGUUAAUUGUUUAAAAAUUUAUGCACAAAAACGUGUAUUCAUGCCAAUAUUAUGUAUAAUAUAUUGCAUUACUUUUA
Vespula vulgaris is the source of this 5103-nucleotide messenger RNA. RefSeq names its product eukaryotic peptide chain release factor GTP-binding subunit ERF3A (gene eRF3). The coding region runs from base 361 to 2157 and encodes 598 amino acids. Gene Ontology annotation, biological process: translation; nuclear-transcribed mRNA catabolic process, deadenylation-dependent decay; translational termination. The record is from RefSeq and is a predicted model, not a curated record. NCBI's taxonomy places the organism in Eukaryota, Metazoa, Arthropoda, Insecta, Hymenoptera, Vespidae. Gene Ontology annotation, cellular component: translation release factor complex. Gene Ontology annotation, molecular function: GTPase activity; GTP binding; translation release factor activity. The transcript is spliced from 7 exons.